Haliotis rubra (blacklip abalone) is the source of this 3234-nucleotide messenger RNA. RefSeq lists its product as uncharacterized. The transcript is spliced from 3 exons. The record is from RefSeq and is a predicted model, not a curated record. Gene Ontology annotation, cellular component: nucleoplasm; chromatin. Gene Ontology annotation, biological process: positive regulation of DNA-templated transcription. Lineage: Eukaryota; Metazoa; Mollusca; Gastropoda; Lepetellida; Haliotidae. Gene Ontology annotation, molecular function: zinc ion binding; ubiquitin-protein transferase activity. Bases 214 to 2157 code for a protein of 647 amino acids.
UUCUGUAGAGUUCAUGUUGUCAAACUAAUCACUCCUACUGGUAUUGUGUUUUGUCUAUUGUUAUUCAUUAACUAACAGAAGUCUACGAGUGUCAAUACGUUCUGAAAUCAGUGAUAAUAGUGAGAAUUUAACGGGGAAGUUGUCUACUUUCGUUAUCACUAUAAACGAUGGCCUCGCGAUGGUGUUGUAACAUGCAGCGAUGGAGCUAACUGGAUGGCGACCGCCGGGCUCGAGAAGAAAGUAAAGGAUAAUUUCCUGACUUGCUCCAUCUGCUUGGAGAUGUACACAGACCCGUGUACACUGAGGUGUGAUCACACAUUCUGCAGGAAAUGUGUCACCUCAUACAUCCAAACCAGACCCGAUGCUGUACAGUCCAAGACCAUCCCCUGUCCCUGCUGUCGACAAGACACCAAGGUCCCCCACCCCAGGAGGCCGGUGGAGGAGUGGGCGGGGCAGAUCAAAGCCAGCAUCAUUAUACAGGGGCUGAUUGACACCUAUAGGUCCGAGGAAGAUCUGCAAGGGACCUCGAGCACCUGUUGUACGAUCUGUCAGCAACUAGGGGAGACAACUCCAGGGGCCUUGUGGUGUCCUGAGUGUGAAGUGGCCCUCUGCGACAAAUGUGUGAAGACACACCGGGUGACCCCUAUUUUAUUGAACCAUGACCUAUGUGACCUGUCAUCUAGGUCAAAGGUCAAACGGAGGAUCAAGUGUACGGAACACAAGAGUAACCGUAUUGAGUUCCACUGUCAAGACUGUGGGAAGGCUGCCUGUCAGACAUGUUGUAUCAUCUACCACAGAGCUUGUAAGGCUGUCGUCACCAUUGAGUCUAUGAAGCCAGGGAUGAAGGCAGCACUGAUGGAGAAGAGACUUGGCAUGGAGAAGAGACUGAAAGUGAGAUCGAAGAAAGAAGACAUACGAAACGAGAAGCUCCAAAGUAGUUCUAGAAUCACAGAGUCAGCUGUUCAAAAUAUUAGGUUGAUCUGCCAGACAGCCAUUAACAAAAUUAAACAGAAAGAAACACAACUCUUGGAUGAACUGAAUAACAUAUCACAGACAUACGCCGACCAACUCCGAGCUGAUGUGAAUCUGGAAGAGAUCGAGAUGCAGAUGUACAGACAACAUUGUGAGUUCAUUGACCAGGCCUUGGUAUCGGACUGGGAGAUGGACUUGUAUGACGCGUAUCAGGUCUGGGACUCUGGAGCUGUAGAGAUGGAGGCUGUCAGAUGUACAGAGGCAGCAGCCACCCGGAGAAUAGAUCACAUCGGGUUUACACCAGACACUGACAACGUCCUGAAGGUCCUAGAUAACCUGCAGUUUGGGGACAUCGACGUCACAUACCAGGACAGAUGUCUGUCAACUCCUGUGCUGGUUGACACGAGAGAUGGGAAGGUGGUGGAUGAGGUAAAGCCUGAUCUAGGUGAUAUGACAGUUCUGGUUGUAGAUGGUGUACAGACAUGUGUUGUUACGGACUAUAAUAACAAGUGUGUGAAAUCGUUCUUCACAAGAAAGAAUCAUUCAUGCCAUAGUAAACUUCCCCUGGAUAACUCUCCAAGCGGGAUAACACAGUUGAAUGAGAAGCAGGUGAUGGUUGCUGUCCCUUUAUCCCGUCAGAUUGUAACUGUAGAAGUGACCCCUGACCUGGUGCUGCUCUCUACCACCACAACACGAGCCGAAUACUGGAGUCUGGCUGUUCUGAAUCCUUCAUCUCUAGCAGCAGGUACUUGGGAACGCAUGGAUAUCCUGGACAUGGCUGGACACGUGUUGAGGUCACUCACUACAUACAAUGGCGACUCACUGUUUACCUACCCCUGGUGCAUGUAUGUCAACAACAAGGGCAACCUUCUUGUGUCUGACAAGGGGAAGAAGUCUGUGACAUGUCUGACGCCAGAGGGGGAUGUUUUAUGGAGAUACAACCGUACCGGAGACAAGGCACUCAGCUACCCUUGUGGUAUCACAACUACCAGCACAGGAGACAUCCUGCUUGUAGAUAGGAACGCAGACAAGGUGAUACAGCUGACAGAGUCAGGAGAGUUUGUCAGGGAACUGCUCACGUUAGAAGAUGGCGAUCAGACAGGCAUGUGUGAUAUAUUUUGUGAUAAAUACGGUUUCUUAUUUCUAUGCACAGACUCGGAAGUGAAAGAGUACGCGUUUGUCUGACAUAAAAAUCAAAAGCAUGGAAGUCAGUGCAGAGCUGUGGUUUACGACAUUCUGUGCAUGGUGUUAGUCUGGAAUGGUUUGUGACUUCACCAAAACGUAUGGGCAUAGCUUUGUCAGUGAAUUGCAGACAUGCAAUAUUCAAAUAGGUCAUUUCCAGCAAGAAGUGAAAUAGUCCACAUGAUCACCAGGUGAAACAUGUAACAGUGUGCAAAAUACUGUAAUUAUUUUGGCAUUGUCUUGGUGUUUGGCUUUAAUUAUAAGCUUUAAAAUAUUAAUUUCAUAAUGAUGUAGGGACCCCCAGGACUACUCAUUUGGAGCCUUGCCACCUAUGUUAGGAUAUUUCACAGUUCAUAUUUUAUACCAACUGUGCUGAUUGGCCCAAAGUUUAUGAAGAAGCCUUGAAACUUCUCAUUAGCUGUAAGUUGCUGCUCAUGUUUUUUAUGCAAGGCAAGAUGCUCAGUAUUGUUCAUUCUGGCUGGAAACUUCACCAGGGACACAUGUUUUGGUCUUGAAGGAACUGAAGGUUAGUUUUAUGUAUUAUAAUGUAUUAAGGAUAAAAAGUCCAAAAAUAUUUCAAUUGGUUUAUGGUAUUUUAAAGAAUUGUUGAAAGUACAUGGAAUGUUGAGAUAAAAUACUUUCCAAUAUCUUGGUGAUGUAUUUGUGCAAAACGAUUUGCAUUGCACUUGUGAUGUAUUUUAUACUAGUGUUUUGCAUAGCAUUUAUAAUUUCAAUAUUGUGUUUAGAUCUACUAGUGAAAGCGUUCUGAUGAAGCACCAGCCAUUUGAUUCAGCCCAUAGCUGGUAAUUAUGUGUAAUUUGGUAGUUUUAUCCAUAAUGCUCUUUUCAAUAAUUAUAAUAGCUGUCACUGGCCACAUGUAUAUUUAUUUAAUGUUUCUGUAAUGUUCCUUAAAUAGUUAGUUGUAUUUAUUUAAUGUUUAAGGAAUAUUUAAAGAUAACGUUGUAUUUAAAUAUUAUAAUCUGUGACACACGUACAUGUGCUAUAACAUAUUGCAGAAUUGAUCGCGAGUGUGUACCACUACAUCUGGCUGGAUUAAAUAAAGAACUAUGCCCUACGGUU